This is a messenger RNA of Chiroxiphia lanceolata (lance-tailed manakin), 1011 nucleotides long. It is a transcript of the gene SNCG, whose product is annotated as synuclein gamma. Gene Ontology annotation, molecular function: cuprous ion binding. The coding region runs from base 252 to 656 and encodes 134 amino acids. Gene Ontology annotation, biological process: chemical synaptic transmission; synapse organization; synaptic vesicle endocytosis. Gene Ontology annotation, cellular component: cytoplasm; axon terminus; neuronal cell body. The record is from RefSeq and is a predicted model, not a curated record. The transcript is spliced from 5 exons. Lineage: Eukaryota; Metazoa; Chordata; Aves; Passeriformes; Pipridae.
UAUUUCAGUAUCAGCUGCACACAGGCAUUGGCUACACUGCAGCACACUUCAUCAAUAAGAGCCAGCAAGGGCUGUGAGGUUUGCCACACUGCCUUCAUCCAGCGGAGGAGCGAGAGCUAAGGCAGAGCCUGGCAGAGAAACAGAGUAUCUGCCGAGGGUAAGGCUGCAGUUCGCAGUCCCAGCCUUGAGGUGCUUUUUGCUGCUGUCCCUCGUUCAGAUCAUCCCAGAUAAUACCUUAACAAGCAACAAGAAUGGAUGUCUUUAAGAAAGGUUUCUCCAUCGCUAAAGAAGGUGUGGUGGCUGCUGCAGAAAAGACCAAGCAGGGAGUGACAGAGGCUGCGGAGAAGACUAAAGAAGGGGUAAUGUAUGUAGGCACCAAAACCAAGGAAGGCGUGGUGCAAAGUGUGACCUCAGUUGCUGAGAAGACCAAAGAGCAGGCCAAUGUGGUGGGAGAGGCUGUAGUAGCCAGCGUGAAUACAGUGGCAAACAAAACUGUAGAAGGAGCAGAGACCAUCGCAGCCACCACAGGAGUUGUAAAAAAGGAGGACCUGGCAGCGCCGCAGCCGCCGGAGCAGCCCCGGGUGGCCGGAGAGGGGGCCCCGGCGCCAGGCACAGGCGGUGCAGAGGGUGAAAUUGAAGGCGAUCCAUCAAGUUAGGGAAUCCUGGGUCAAAAGAGACCAUUCCAAGAGCAUACAUGGAAAUAUUAGCUGACUACAACAGGAAAAUCCCACUGUCCGUAGACUAACUACAUUCAGCUCUGUAGUCUUUCACUUGCCUCAGAAAGAGCUGUACAAUAUAUGUAAGCCAGACUCCUCUGAUUGUAAGUAAAGUGCAGGUGUGUACCGGGGGGUCUGUCCUUCCCCACCUCCCUCCUGGCUUUCCGACCCACUUGCUUUGCAUCUUUUGGUUGGACUCACUGGUCUGUGUCUCACAUCCAUCUGCACUGGCACUUGGGAUCUCUAGGUAUCGUGGAAAUAUUUUUUUUUAACUAAUAAAAAAGUGUUUGAACAC